UCCAAACUAUACUUAUACUAUAACAACUAUAACAACAAUAACAUGUCAACAUUGAAGAGAAAGCAAACUACAACAUCAUCUGUUGCUGGUAACAUUGAAUCCUUUGUAACAAAGACUUCAUCGUCAUCAGUUGAUGAACAAACAAAAAAGAAGAUAAAAUCAAAUAUUACUCCUACUACUACAACUACUACGACGACAACAACAACAAAUAAAUCAACUCCAACUCCAACGAUGGGUAAUGGAAGAAAAAAGAUGACCACUUCUACUUUGGAAGAAUCGUGUAACACGUUUAAAGAGGACUGGCCACAAUGGAGGAAGGACCUUUAUAAUAAUGGCUGGGCAGUUGUACGCAAUGUCGUGCCACCAGAGAGAUGCGAGACGUAUAGGGCCGCAUUCUGGAAGUGGUUCGAGGACUUUGGAACGGGAAUCGAUCGCAAUGACCGUGCCUCGUGGUCCAGCGACAAGUGGCCGGCCAACCUCCACGGUAUCCUCCAACAGUAUGCGUUUGGCCAGAACCAGUUCGUGUGGGACAUUCGUUCGGAGCAGGCCAUUAUUGACGUCUUCUCUCAGAUAUACAACACGGACGAGCUGCUGGUCAGCUUUGACGGAGGUAACCUGUCGCGUCCUGGUAAGAGUCUUGGCAAGCCAUGGUACCACUUAGACCAGGGCAACACCAAACUCGGCUUCCGAUGUGUGCAGGGCUUCCUCAACCUGAUGGACUGCCAGCAGAACGAUGGCGGCUUGAUCGUCUAUGACAAGUCGCAUAUCCAGCAUGCCAACUUCUACAAGGGUGAGGGUGUCGAAUCGCAGGGCGACUGGUACAAGUUCCCAGAGGACCCUCGUGAGCUAAAGUACUUCAAAGACUGCAAGGAGAUCAAGGUCUGCUGCAAUGUCGGCGACGUUGUGUUGUGGGACUCGCGCACCAUCCAUUGGGCAGCGACUCCAACAGGGGGCAACUGUCGUAUGGUUGUCUACACUUCUUAUCAGCCAGCGUCGUUGAUCACAAAGACCGACCUGGCCAAGAAGCAAAAGGCAUUCAAUCAGAAACGAAUGACCAGUCAUUGGGCUGCCGAGAAUAUCAAACUGUUCUCCAAGACGCCCAGGACCUAUGGUAACCAAGACUUGAUAGAUAACUUCAAGUAUGAUGAGAAGACCUUACCAACUCUCAAUGACAGAGCAAGGCAGCUUGCUGGUUUAGAUCCUUAUGAU
Molecule: messenger RNA, 1209 nt
Organism: Acytostelium subglobosum LB1
Lineage: Eukaryota; Evosea; Eumycetozoa; Acytosteliales; Acytosteliaceae
Exons: 1
Source: RefSeq, a predicted model, not a curated record